Molecule: messenger RNA, 1572 nt
Organism: Papaver somniferum (opium poppy)
Lineage: Eukaryota; Viridiplantae; Streptophyta; Magnoliopsida; Ranunculales; Papaveraceae
Product: protein RETICULATA-RELATED 3, chloroplastic-like
Exons: 2
Coding region: 264-1391 (375 amino acids)
Source: RefSeq, a predicted model, not a curated record
GCCCAGGCUGAAGGCCUGGGUAAUACCUUAGUGUUGCUAUACAAAACCCUAAAAAGAAAAACAUUUCUUUUAACUUCCUCUUCCAUCUUCAUGGGCAACAAGUUACAAGAAAUCUCAAUCUAAUCAAUUUUCAAAGGUGAUGAUGCUGUUAUUUUGAUGCUAAAUCUGCAGGGUUUGAGCUUGCAACACAAGAAGGUUAUUAGCCUCAACAUCCAUCAUUGCCUGGAGGUUAGCUUGUCUGUUCCGUACAACUACUAGCCAGCAUGGCGGCCGUAGUGCAGCUUCGGUUUUCUCCUCAGUCAAACCCACACGAUCUCGCUGGAAACUCUCAGUUCUCAACUCGAACUUCUUCUCGUCUUCCAUCACUCCCUCUUUCUAGUCCAUCUAAUAUCUCAUUCAACUCUCGUCCUCCUGCUAAUCUAUCACUAUCUUUACUGCAAUCCAAAUCUUCAAAGCGCAAAUUCUCUGUAAAUGCAGAACUGUCCGCGGACACUGGUGGGAAUAGUGGUAGUGGGAUUGGUAAUCACAACAGAGGAGGAGAUGGAAACAAUGGUGGAGGGGGGGACUCUGGUCGACGUGAUAAUGAUGGUGAUGGCAAUUCCGACAACCAAUCUUCUGCAUCUAGUUUUGGAAUUUUAGGGCUUUUACUGAAUGGUUGGAGAUCCAGAGUUGCUGCCGAUCCACAAUUCCCGUUUAAGGUUUUAAUGGAAGAAAUCGUAGGUGUGAGUGCAUGUGUUCUUGGUGAUAUGGCAUCUCGCCCUAAUUUUGGGCUUAACGAGCUGGAUUUUGUUUUCUCAACUCUUGUUGUCGGAUCAAUUUUGAAUUUCGUUCUGAUGUAUCUGUUAGCCCCAACAAUGGGUUCAGCAUCUUCAUCUCUUCCUGCCAUCUUUGCUAGCUGUCCCCAGAGCCAUAUGUUUGAACCCGGGAUGUUUACGCUUCUCGAUCGAUUUGGGACUUUUGUUUACAAAGGAGCUGUUUUUGCUGCGGUUGGGUUUGCUGCUGGACUUGUUGGAACUGCUAUUUCGAAUGGAUUGAUUCUAACGAGAAAGAAGAUGGAUCCUAAUUUUGAGACACCAAACAAGCCUCCACCUACACUUUUGAAUGCAAUGACUUGGGCGACUCAUAUGGGUUUGAGCAGUAACUUUAGAUAUCAAACUCUCAACGGGAUCGAAUUUUUGUUAGCGAAGGGUCUCCCUCCAGUUGUGUUUAAGGGCUCAGUUGUCGUCUUGAGGUGUAUGAAUAAUGUUCUUGGAGGAGUUUCUUUUGUGACUUUGGCAAGGUUGACGGGAUCUCAAAAGGUCGAAGGGAAGCCAGUUGUUAGCAUAAAAGAAGGCGUGGAGGAAGAAACAGGAACUGCCGAAGAAAAGGUUAACUUGGUGGAAGACAAAUGAAUUGUAAGUGAGUUACGUUGAUCAAGUGAAUCUCUAAUCCAGCAAAUUUUGUGAUGGGCAUCUUAAGAAUUCCAAUCAAGCCAACACUAAAUGUCUCCCUUUAGAUUUCUCCUUUUUAUUUUUAAUGUUCUGGAAUAAUACUCAGUAAGUUGAAAAAUAGUGAGGUCUAGCUUGUUAUACU